This is a messenger RNA of Leptosomus discolor (cuckoo roller), 632 nucleotides long. The record is from RefSeq and is a predicted model, not a curated record. NCBI's taxonomy places the organism in Eukaryota, Metazoa, Chordata, Aves, Leptosomiformes, Leptosomidae.
UGCCGGCGCGAUGCAGCCGCCCCAAGGACGUGCCCAACGCGCGCAUCGACGUGGACACCACGCUGCUCCACGCCUACCUGCGCUACACCUGCAACCCGGGCUACAAGCGCAAAGCCGGUACCUCCAGCCUCAUCCAGUGCAUCCUCCGUGAGGGCUCCACCGAGCCCGACUGGACCGAUACCACGCUGCAAUGCAUCCGGGACCCGGCUCUACCUCCGCAAACCCCCAGCCCCGAGCUCCCGACCGAGAGGAUGACCCAGACGGGAACCACCGACACCAGCCCGACCUCCAGCCCCUCUCCAGCAGCAACGCCCAGGCUACCGGGAGCUGCCAGCCGGUCACCCGUGCCACCAGCGACUGAUGGGCCACCACCAGAGAUGUCCACGCCACCAGAGAUGCCCCCACCGCUGCAGACAGCCACACCGGGAGAGGGGACAUCUCUGGGGACAACCCCACUGCCCACCGACCCCACGGACCACGCUGCAGGGCCCGUUCGGCUCUUUGCGGAGCUGGUUGGUUUGAGCCGGGCCACGCGUUGGAAGAUGCUCAUCAGCCACCACGUCCUCUCCCGCAGGGCUCCCGGUGCUGGUGGUUACUGGUGUCGUGGCCUGCUGCUGCUGGAGGAUGAAAAG